CUGCGACGGGAGGGGGUUCUGCGUGACUGUCGGCAGCGUGGACGGCUGAAGACCUGUCUCCCGCGAAAUGUCGGUCUUUCACGACGAGGUGGAGAUCGAGGACUUCGAGUACGACGAGGACACGGAGACGUAUUACUUCCCGUGUCCGUGCGGAGACCGGUUCGCCAUCACGAAGGAGGACCUGGAGAAUGGUGAGGAGGUGGCCACGUGUCCGAGCUGCUCGCUCAUUGUUAAGGUCAUCUACGAUAAGGAGCUGUUUAUGUCUGAAGAGACCGUCGAGGCGCCGCUGCCGUCCGACUCCAAACUGCAGCUGGCUCAGGCCUGACGAGACGCCGAUCACAUCGCCGCGUGGCGCCGCACUCUGCUGGGGUGUCUGAGACGUCCCUGUCCUGAUGGCAGAGACGACACAGGGACGCGGGACGUCCGCCGGGUAGACGUUCCUGCGAUGGAGUUCCUGGUUUGAUCUGACUCCUGACGGAGAGAGGAGUCAGGCUGUUAUCGGCCAAGCAGUCAGUCCUGUGUUCUGUCGGCGUGAGCCAGGAGGAACCAGAAGGUCUUAUUCGUCUCCCAGUCGCGGUGGCGAUAAUAACAGCAGCGUCGUCAGGGAAGCACAGGGUAGAGUCUGGGUUUUUUUGGAAUUGUGUGGCAUUACUGUGGGUAUUUCUGCCAGAAGUGUCCUCUUUCCAUGAAGUUAACCAAACAGCUGUCACAUUGCUUUCACAGACAAAUUGGAUUGUUAAGUUUUAACAUUUUAAUACAUUGAAAUCUUCAAAAAGAAAUGUUUUUAACAGUCCCAAAGAUGGGGAGCAUUGGAGCCAGAGUGUUGCUGUAUUCCUCGAAGUGGUGGUUGUGUUGAUCACAGCAGCGAUAUAUGCAGGCAGGAUGACAAAGUGUUUGUGUCAAGGAACAAGACUCGGAGCAUCAUGGUAGUUUUUGAGUAAGAGGAAGGUUUUUUUGUUUGAUUGCGCUUUGUUUUCAGAUAAAGUGAUGACAUGCUUUCUAAUCUUUGUAGAUUGUUUCCAUGUUUUAAUCUAUCAGGUGUAAAUUUCUCAUUUUACAUUUAGUUACAAUGAAUUCUCAGCAGGAGCAAAAUGCUCACUUUCACAUGAUUUCCAUUGCUUUUUCAUCAGGGCUACAUCUUUGGUUGCACAUUUUUUAACAGCUCAUUCCCAUCUGAGAGAGUAUCUCCAGUUUCAACACUAUCAGCUCAGCAGAGCACCAGCAGCAAAACUAAUCCAGAACAGGUGAAAGAUGGAGAGAACAGUGAGGAAAUGCCAAUUCUCCAACACAGACUGCAAACUCUGUCUCCC
Messenger RNA from Salarias fasciatus (jewelled blenny), 1310 nucleotides. It is a transcript of the gene dph3, whose product is annotated as diphthamide biosynthesis 3. Gene Ontology annotation, molecular function: metal ion binding. Gene Ontology annotation, biological process: protein histidyl modification to diphthamide. The record is from RefSeq and is a predicted model, not a curated record. NCBI's taxonomy places the organism in Eukaryota, Metazoa, Chordata, Actinopteri, Blenniiformes, Blenniidae.